AUGCCGAUAUUUCAUGAUCCCCAAGACAGUCCGCCCCGGCGGACUGCGUCACGCCAGAUGUCGUCAGAUGAAGCACCAAAAGAAGGAAUGACAAACUUCAAUGAGGAUGCAUCACCAUUGGGCAGCUUGUCUUUGGAGAGUAUGAUGGGUUCCGGCACGGCACACGAGCCAGUCAGUCACGGGUCACGACCAACUUCGCGAGAUCGCAAUGGCUUGAUGGAAAGGAUCAAGCGAGUGAAGAGUCCUUUGUGGCACCGCCACGAUCGUAACCUGCAAUCUUCACGACCGUCCUCUCGAGACCGCCCAAAGACGCCCAGCGGUCCUACUAGUGACCUCCAAGUACCGUGCACGGCGUCCCCUGAUCAGGAAACUGAUCACGCAUCGGCGGGUCUCGAGAUCGCGCGACCUCGCUCGGCCUUGCACUCUGGUGACUUCCGUGAGCGGGAGGGAGGCGCAGACACUGGCAAUGUGUCUUCUUCUGCCUUCCUACCAACGUCGCCUGUUGCGCCAUGGAAGCGAUCUUUUCCUGCCGCUGCCAUACCGCAGUCUCGAGGUGCUGCUCAGUACGCUUUCAACAACGCGCUCAGCUACGACCCUCCUCCAGUAUCGCGCGCUCGAGCGAUUUCGAAGUCGCCUUCGACCUCGUUCACAUUCAUGCCACCCACCAGUCCAUUGGUACAACAACUGAAUAAUACCGACCUAGACUUCACUUCACGAUCGAGCACCAGACGAAGGUCGAGAAGCCCAGAUCGUAGCAAUCGGCGACAUACCUUCUCUCCAGAUUCGUUCGAACAGUAUCAGACAACACAAACGGCAAGGUCUGCAUCUGGCACUCCUGCAGCGCGGCAUCUACGACGCGGUGGAACUAUUCCUUACCAGGCACAUCAACCCAGACGAUCUGUAACAUCCCUCAGUCAGUUUGAACCGCAUUCUAGCCCGCAAACGCCAUUUGCCGCCCGGCGACCUUCCAUAUCAGACGCAUCGCCUCUGCAACAUGCGCCUAUGGUUGGUUCAUACGAGGAGUCGAUACUUCGCGGCCGAAUGUCGACCACGCCUUCGCGACCAUUGGACUUUGUCGCCAAAAUUGGAGUGCUCGGAAGAGGGCAGUGUAAAUCGAGCCUUAAAUGUCCACCACACGUAACAGUCCCAUUCCCAGCGGUGUUCUACAGCUACAACACAGGGAAUGGUAGAAUAUCUGACAACGAGCCGAGUCCUUACGUUGGUCUCAUUGACUUGGAACACUCGUUGCCUCCACCAGUCGAUAGCCACGAACCCAGCAAGCGCAAACAGCGGCAAGCUGCCCCAGUGCCGGAUCAGGACAAUCUCGACUUUCGACUACAGUUUGAUGACGAACACACUGGCGAGGGCGGAUCUGCGGAUCUGCGGCGUAAGGAGAAGAGGAAACGGAGGUCAGCAUCACCUAAAGCACCACCAGGUGGUUGCUAUCGCAUUCCUGCAGAGGGCCAGCUACAGAUCGUACUCAAGAACCCCAACAGAACUGCGGUAAAGCUGUUUCUUGUCCCGUAUGAUGUCUCAGACAUGGAGCCUGGCCAAAAGACGUUCAUUCGCCAGCGGAGCUAUUCAGCUGGGCCUAUCAUCGACAUGCCUCUAUCUUCACGCAAGAACUUUGGCACCGAUCGACCAGAAGCCGCGCUUAGCAAUUCGGAUGAUCCAAGGGAUCGUCCCAUUCUACGAUACCUUGUCCAUCUGCACAUCUGCUGUACUGGAAAAGGCCGCUACUACUUGUACAAGAGCAUCCGAGUGGUUUUCGCCAACCGAGUACCGGACGGGAAGGAGAAGCUACGCAAUGAAAUCCAACAGCCUGAGCCGAAGUACAGCACCUACAAGCCAUCACGCGACUCGACAACUGCGCAGGCUGCAUCAUCUCCGGGCGCAUUGUCCAUCACCGCGAAGGCUCGCAGACGUCAAAGUGCAGCCUGGCCGCUCUCCUGCUCCCAGCAAAUGUACGACCAAAUGGAUGGUCUUUCGCAAAACCCUCAGCUGCCUCCACCAGCCGUACGCUUCACUGGGGGCCCAUUGAGCUCGUCAGCAUCUGGCGACUACGGCUCAAGCAUUCCACUCGUGCAGCCCAUUCCCUUCAACUUGACACGCUUAGCUGCGAUUGAGUCGCGUCCUGUAUCCCGCGAGCGGAUGGGCGUCGAUCCCAAAAGUCCCUUCAGAUCACCACUCGCAUCCCCUUCGCCCGGUCUCGGAAACUCCAUCAUCCACCAGGAAGCCACUUUCGAAAAGCUCAACAGAGGCGACGUUGGUUAUGGAGGCAAUGCGUUCUCGCCCCUCGGCAGCCCGGCUUCGCCGCCCGCUGCUGGGCUUCUGGCUCAGCGGCUGCGUGGACUUGAAGUGCAGCCUGACGAAGAAGUAGACUGA
Macroventuria anomochaeta is the source of this 2385-nucleotide messenger RNA. RefSeq lists its product as uncharacterized. Lineage: Eukaryota; Fungi; Ascomycota; Dothideomycetes; Pleosporales; Didymellaceae. The record is from RefSeq and is a predicted model, not a curated record. Bases 1 to 2385 code for a protein of 794 amino acids. The transcript is spliced from 2 exons.